Molecule: messenger RNA, 883 nt
Organism: Tachysurus vachellii
Lineage: Eukaryota; Metazoa; Chordata; Actinopteri; Siluriformes; Bagridae
Product: dual specificity protein phosphatase 26-like
Exons: 3
Coding region: 112-681 (189 amino acids)
Biological process (GO): protein dephosphorylation; negative regulation of MAPK cascade
Cellular component (GO): cytoplasm
Molecular function (GO): MAP kinase phosphatase activity; protein tyrosine/serine/threonine phosphatase activity
Source: RefSeq, a predicted model, not a curated record
GGAUCCGCACCUUCAAGCCGACAGCAGCUCACUGACUUUUACUCGCAAGUCCUCGAAUCCUCUCAUCAUUAUUAUUAACUUCUCAGAUUUCAUCACCAACUUCAGCUCCAAAUGUCCUACAGAUCCAAAUAUAAUGAUUCCAGCUCAGCGAAAACAGAGAUCGAUUUCACUUCGCCUGCUCUGGCGGUGAUGGGAGUCGAGCAGCUCCUUUUUGCAGCGGGAGCCAUCAACAGUCCUGCCAAUGAGGUCUGGCCCCGACUUUAUAUAGGAGACAUGAAAUUUGCAGAGAAUCGUGAGGAGCUUCGCAGGCAAAACUUCACACACGUGCUGAACUGUGCUCACAACUUCAGGCGGAGCAAUGACUUCUACUCUGGAACGGGAAUCACGUAUCUGGGUAUUGAAGCCCGCGACUCGCCUGCCUAUAACAUCAGCGUCCACUUUAAUACAGGAACAGAGUUCAUUCAUAACGCACUCAGGACGGGAGGUAAAAUCCUGGUGCACUGCCACGUGGGCGUGAGCCGCUCGGCCACCAUCGUGUUGGCGUAUCUGAUGCUGAAGCACAACAUGAACCUGGUGGAGGCUGUUAAACACGUUAAACAGGGGAGAAUGAUCAUACCCAACAGGGGCUUCCUCCGACAGCUCAUCGAACUACACGUCAAACUGUACGGCUACAGAUCCUGAGCACAUGAACACACUCUCACAACACCUGAGAGUUCAGCAGAGACCUUAUGGCAAUGACAUAAUGGUGGUUUGGCAACACACAAUAAAAACAUAAGACUGUUGUUAGCUUCUAAGACAGAGGAAGGUUAUUAAGAGAUAUUAACAGAUGUGUUUUAUAAUGUUUAUAAAACCGCCUAUUUUACUGAUGUUGAACUGACAACAA